AAACAUGACCUCUGGACUGUAUCCAGGCACUUUCUUGGCGCUGCUCUGUCUCCUCCAUGUCUCUGAGGAGACCUGUCCAUCCAUGUGCCUUUGUAUAUCUGACACAGUGAGCUGUAGCUCCAGUGGUCUGGCAAAGCUACCUCUGUCCCUGCCCUCCUUCUCUGUCACCCUUGACCUCAGCCACAACCAUCUGUCCUGGCUUGGUCCGGGCAGCUUCAACAGGAUGCCCAGAUUGGAGAAUCUCCGGAUGGCUCACAAUCAGCUCAGCGCCCUGGGCCCCGGGGUGUUUCACAAUGCCUCUGGCCUCAGGCACCUCGACCUAUCCUCCAAUAAGCUGCAUGUGGUGGAGCAGCACUAUUUCCAGGGGCUGUGGAGGCUGGAGGAGCUCCUCCUCUUCAAUAACAAGAUCACCCAGGUGGAGUCCAGCACACUGAGCGGACUGAGCAGUUUAAAAAAGGCCUAUUUCAGCCUGAAUCAAAUCACAUACUUCCCGUUCUUCUCCAUCCAAGACCACAGUCAUCCCUUCCUGACCAUGCUGGACCUCUCGUCCAACCGAAUGAGCCGUCUGCCCUGGGAGGAUGUGAAAGCUUUGCCUGGGUUGGUGCAGCGGGGGCUGUAUCUCCACAACAACUCUCUGAUCUGCGACUGCUCCAUGUUCAGUGUGUUCUGGCACUGGGAUCUGCGAGGUUAUGACUCACUGAAGGACUUCACGGAUGAGCACACCUGUUCCAUCUACGGGGACCAGCGGGCGUCCAUUCGGUUCCUGCGACACACCCGCUUCUUCCAAAACUGCACUGUGGAAAAAGCUGUCUCGCAGCCUGUGACCGUGCUCCUCUCCAGCGUGGUGGUUUCAGAGGGAGACAGAGUGCGUCUAGACUGCCAAACAUCCCUGAGUAGCACAGACCUCUCAUUUACAUGGCGCUCUCCCAGCAAGGGGUACAUCACCCAGGCUAGCGUAAAUGACACACUAAUUAGCCUGUUUCCUAAUGGCACCUUAGAGAUCCAAGCAACCAAGGUCAAUGACUCAGGUCUGUACGUGUGCACAGCUGUGGAUAUAAAACAGGCACUGAAUGCAACCCGCGAGGUGAACGUGACGGUGCUGCUGCCUCCAGGAGAGUCAUUCAACACUGGCUACACAACACUGCUGGGCUGCGUGGUGACCAUGGUCUGCAUCCUCAUGUACCUCUACCUGACUCCAUGUCGCUGCAACUGCUGCAAACAGCCCAAACCUCCUGUUAUCCCCAUUGCGACCUACGACCCCAGCACCCUAACUUCAGUUUUCUCCCCCUCCACAAGAGACCAGUCCAAAAUCCAAACUAACAAGCAUGUAGCAUUCAUGGAGCCAAUGAUAAGCGAAGAGGGAACAGGAUGGACGCCCGAAAGCUGAUGCUGCAUGGGAGCUUUUCUUCCUUUCCUUUAUUCAUUUAUUUAUUGGAGGUGGAAAGACCUUAGGACAAUUCAAAACUCCUUACUCAGGAAUUAGCAUUGAGAUGUUAUUAGAAAUGAACAUUAAUG
Molecule: messenger RNA, 1515 nt
Organism: Lates calcarifer (barramundi perch)
Lineage: Eukaryota; Metazoa; Chordata; Actinopteri; Centropomidae
Product: amphoterin-induced protein 3-like
Exons: 1
Coding region: 5-1387 (460 amino acids)
Biological process (GO): brain development
Molecular function (GO): protein binding
Source: RefSeq, a predicted model, not a curated record